AUGACUAUCAUUCUCACAGGAAGCUGCUUCUGGAAUUGUAAGAAAGCUUUCGCAAUGGAUAAUGGUGGAGGGAGCGUAGUGACCAGAGAGCUCUGUAGUGGGUGCGGAUUGUAUAUCUUGGAAUAUGGGGCUCAAGCCAAGAACGAUUUUCGAUUCCUUACCCUCGGUUCACUAGACGACCCUACUGCGCUUCCUCCUAAAGGAGAUUUCUUCACUCAAGAUAGGUCAGAUUGGAUGCCUCAAAUCCCAAACACUUUCCAAAAAAGAGAGAUCAAGGAGUAA
Messenger RNA from Kwoniella mangroviensis CBS 8507, 282 nucleotides. RefSeq lists its product as uncharacterized. The record is from RefSeq and is a predicted model, not a curated record. Lineage: Eukaryota; Fungi; Basidiomycota; Tremellomycetes; Tremellales; Cryptococcaceae. The transcript has 6 exons. Gene Ontology annotation, molecular function: carbon-sulfur lyase activity. The coding region runs from base 1 to 282 and encodes 93 amino acids.